GCUUGCUUCCGGGCCAAAAUAGAGGGUUCAGGAGAACCUAGGCCGGUUUUCUCCAACAAUCUUACGGAGUAGUCAUUGAGCCGAGCCAACUCAAUGCCGUUAUCCUUUCCUGGAACCCGACAAAACCUGCCCCACGUCAGUUACACUCCACCGCAAGACCCAUCAGGAAGCUCGUAAUGGCAUUUGACUUUCGGGGAGGGAGACAGGAGCGACUAUCGGGUCUCCAAGGUCUCCAAAUCAUCAUGGACUCCAACGGAUGACCGGCGGUACAAAUACGGCUCUGAGUUCGUGCAGCUGUGUGUUUUUUCCUCGCCCAUCCGCUCUAUUUCUUGACUGAUUGUCCCUUUCGUCAUCAUACCAACUCCGUGGUAACUGGCAACAAUGGCCCCCCUAUCUCUUCAGUCGACCUACAAAAUGGUCUCGGGAUAUGAAAUCCCGGUUGUUGGGUUCGGUGUUUAUCAAACGCCACCCGAGAUCACCGAGAAGGUCACUCUCAAGGCACUGGAAACUGGAUACCGCCAUAUUGACAGCGCGAAAUACUAUGCGAAUGAGAAAGAAUGUGCGGUGGCUAUGAAAAAGUCUGGAAUUGACCGUUCUAAGAUCUUUUUCACCACCAAGGUUCCCGCGUCUUCCAUGUCCUAUGAAAAGGCCAAGGAAGCCAUUGAGCAAAGUGUUGCUGCUGCCGAUCUUGGUUACAUUGAUCUAGUCCUGCUCCACGCACCCUACGGUGGGAAGGAGGGUCGCCUUGGUGCCUGGCGCGCUCUCGUGGAGGCUCAGAAGGCAGGCCACAUUCAUUCCAUUGGCGUCUCCAACUAUGGCAUUCAUCAUCUGGAGGAGUUGGAGGAGUACAUUAACAGCGGAGUUGGAGGCCAGAUUUCUGUUGGCCAGUACGAGAUUCACCCCUGGUGUGCGCGAGAGGACAUUGUUGCCUGGCUGAAGAAGCGCAACGUCGUUGUUGAAGCCUAUUCUCCUCUUGUUCAAGCUCAGCGCAUGGACGAGCCUGUAUUACAGAACUUGGCCAAGAAGCACAACAAGACGGGCGCUCAAAUCCUGAUCCGGUGGAGUCUGCAAAAGGGGUAUGUUCCUCUUCCGAAGUCUGUGACCGAUUCCCGUAUCGUUGAGAACACGCAGGUGUUUGACUUUGAAUUGUCUGGCGAGGACAUGGAGAGACUGAACACCGGCAUUUAUGCCCCUGUUUGCUGGGAUCCUGCUAAGGAUGUUCCGCUGUAGAGCGAUUCCUUUAAAUUCACUGAAAACAGCAGAAAGGCGAUGGCAGCAGGCGAAAAAUAUAUACACGUCUCUUUCGCUCAUAUAUAGAAGCAACACAGUGACAGGGGUAAAUGCAGGAUUUUAUUAGGCAACAAUGAU
Aspergillus novofumigatus IBT 16806 is the source of this 1368-nucleotide messenger RNA. Its product is annotated as aldo/keto reductase family protein. Gene Ontology annotation, molecular function: oxidoreductase activity. NCBI's taxonomy places the organism in Eukaryota, Fungi, Ascomycota, Eurotiomycetes, Eurotiales, Aspergillaceae. The record is from RefSeq and is a predicted model, not a curated record. Bases 382 to 1230 code for a protein of 282 amino acids. The transcript is spliced from 6 exons.